Molecule: messenger RNA, 510 nt
Organism: Lucilia cuprina (Australian sheep blowfly)
Lineage: Eukaryota; Metazoa; Arthropoda; Insecta; Diptera; Calliphoridae
Product: tRNA (adenine(37)-N6)-methyltransferase-like
Exons: 2
Coding region: 1-510 (169 amino acids)
Source: RefSeq, a predicted model, not a curated record
AUGUUUAAUAUUGUUUUUACUCCAAUUGCUUGUCGCACAUCAACUGGUCCUUGUGAACCAACAUCUGACUUUUACAAUUUUCGACAAGAACCUGAUGGUGAAGAAUCUGAAAUGGAGUUAAUGGGUGCCACAUCUUUAGUUCAAACCCCCAUAAACUUUACACCACAUUCCACACCACCACCACAAGCUGUUAAAGUACCCUCAUGGGUACAAGCGCCACAUCGUCUAACGGUCACUUUCAACGAACGUGCCGAAACACAAAUACAAACAUUAAACGUACAUAAACAAUGUAUCAUUGACAUACUAGAGGCCGAUCCACGUUCAGUUUAUUUACGUACCAAAUAUAAUUCACAAAUUUUUACAUUUCAAUUAAGCGAAGUAACUGUUACAUGUAAAUUCGAUGAUAAAAACUCGACCGUAACUGUUUUACAAAUACGACCAACUGAACAUUUGCAAGAUGCCAACAAUGACAUGCUAUCGCCACAUUCGUGCGGUGAAGGUAAUGAAUAG